Thamnophis sirtalis is the source of this 743-nucleotide messenger RNA. NCBI's taxonomy places the organism in Eukaryota, Metazoa, Chordata, Lepidosauria, Squamata, Natricidae. The record is from RefSeq and is a predicted model, not a curated record.
CAGGUGGACCCUUAUGGAAACAUUCUUCUCAGCUCUUUGGAAAUGAACAAUGAAUUGUUAGCAUCGGAUAUGAUGACCACAGGAGGAGAAUCACGAAACUCUGUCAUGUCCUACGAAGGAUCAGGAAUUCAGUUUCGCAAGCAGCUGGGACCCCGAGAUGGUUUUGGGCACCACGCCCCUCUAGAACGCCGCGUCCCACUGACCCACCAUGCAGCAGUCCGUAAUCGUGCCAACUGCCGACUCCGUCGACGGUCGUCCAAGCUGAAGCUCAAAAUCCCCGACCUGGCGGAUGUCAGCACCAUUGACAAAUGGUCAAGGAUCAUUUUCCCCAUCGCUUUUGGAUUCUUCAACCUGGUUUACUGGUUGUACUAUGUAAAUUGAUGCCUGCAGACCAGAGGAAGAAUAGGGGAAGACACUCAGACUUUGACAACAACACAGGAGUGCGGCGACCUUCGGGGUUUGGUUACUCUCUUGAUUAUGACCAAUUUUUUCACUCCAUCCCCCAGCUUUGAUUUACAUUUCUGCAAAUCGUUAUUCCUCUUUUCAGCACAUGAUGCGCACACAGAGUUUGCGUGGUGGGCUGUGUGGGUUUGUUGAAGGGGGAGGGAAUGGUUUUCAGGGAUUUUCGUACCUUCCCCCUUCCCUCCCCCCUCUCUUAUGCUUGAAAUACUUCACCCCCAGGGAUGGGUAUUGGGGGGUGGGGUGGGGAAAGAGGGAGAUAAUCUCUGUCUUUUUUUAAAAUU